Molecule: messenger RNA, 951 nt
Organism: Lizanozyma spartinae
Lineage: Eukaryota; Fungi; Ascomycota; Pichiomycetes; Serinales; Debaryomycetaceae
Exons: 1
Coding region: 1-951 (316 amino acids)
Biological process (GO): magnesium ion export from mitochondrion
Molecular function (GO): magnesium ion transmembrane transporter activity
Source: RefSeq, a predicted model, not a curated record
AUGAUUGCGGGGGGGUUUGGAGGUAUGGUUGGUGAUACAGUAAUGCAUUCUCUCGAUACAGUCAAAACAAGACAACAAGGUUUCCCCAAUAAUUUGAAGUACAGAAAUAUGAUUCCUGCUUAUAUUACUAUUAUCAAACAAGAAGGUUUUUUCCGAGGUCUUUAUGGUGGGUAUUUACCAGCUAUUUUGGGGUCAUUUCCUUCCACUGCUGCAUUCUUUGGGACCUAUGAAUAUACCAAACGUACACUAAUCAAUAAUUUCGGUUUCAAUGAUACAAUAUCGUAUUUUGCAGCAGGUGUUUUGGGUGAUUUGGCUAGCAGUGUAUUUUACGUACCAUCAGAAGUGUUGAAAACUAGAUUGCAACUUCAAGGGAAAUUCAAUAAUCCCUUCACUAAAGGUUGUGGGUAUAAUUAUAGUGGUCUUGGUAAUGCUGUAGUAACCAUUGGAAAAACAGAAGGUCUCAAGACCCUUUUAUUUGGUUAUAAGGAAACAUUAUUCAGGGAUUUACCCUUUAGUGCCUUACAGUUUGCCUUUUACGAAAGAUUUAGGCAAUUUGCCAUAUAUUCAAACAGUGGAGACUCGGAUUUACCUGUCAGUAUAGAGUUACUAACAGGUGCUGCGGCUGGUGGACUUGCUGGAACAUUAACAACUCCAUUAGAUGUUAUUAAGACAAGAAUACAAACUGCUACCUUAGAGGGAGACGAAGCAAGCGCUUUCAAAGGUACCACAACGCAUAAGAAGGGAUCAAUUACUCUGAUUUUCCAACGUUCAUCAACCCUAAGAGCCUUAGGUUCUAUUUAUCGGAAUGAAGGUAUUGUGGGAAUGUUCAGUGGAGUUGGACCUCGGUUCAUUUGGACAGGUGUACAGAGCUCUAUUAUGCUUCUAUUGUAUCAAGUUGCAUUAAAGAGGUUAGACUCCUAUUUGGAUGAUGAGGGAGAUAUUUUGGAAUGA